Messenger RNA from Volvox carteri f. nagariensis, 6168 nucleotides. RefSeq lists its product as uncharacterized. Bases 1 to 6168 code for a protein of 2055 amino acids. The transcript is spliced from 31 exons. The record is from RefSeq and is a predicted model, not a curated record. NCBI's taxonomy places the organism in Eukaryota, Viridiplantae, Chlorophyta, Chlorophyceae, Chlamydomonadales, Volvocaceae.
AUGGCUGAUGACGUUAAGGUCAUUAAAGCUGAUGCCUUGCUCAAAGGAGUAAAGCUGACAUUUCAUGGCCAGGGCCCCAGCGAUGCACCUGGCGCAAAAGGCGCCGCCACCGCAUGGGCUCCGGAACCACCCCAUGGGUCCGGCGCCUCGGCGACCAAGCUCGUCUCCUCACCCGCUAAGGGCCCAGCAGCGUCACCUGGCGGCGCGGCGGCAGCGGCGGCUGAUGCGGCCCCGCCCUCGGCCCCCAGCAGCCUGCUUGAGAGCAUAGCAGCUUCGUUGUGGGAUCAGUACCAGUCAAGCGAGUGGCUGGUACCCCCCGGUCAGCCGAACGACUGGCGCUUCACUCUGGCCGUAUGCCGAUCGUGUCUUGUUGCCUGGUUCAACCCCGCCUCCACCCUACCGGCCCGGUUAGCUCUAACGGAGGCCGUGGGCCGGGCGUUUGGAUUGGAUGAGGGGGCGGUGGAGCAGGCAGUGGCGGAGGCGAUCAUCAUCAACAGCCAGGUGCCUAGGCAACUUGCGGCCCAGCACGCUGCUCUGUUGCAUCAAACGUUCUCAGUACGGCAGGGGUCUUUCCCCUCGGAAUCCGAGGGCAGGGCGGCGUACCAAGCGUAUCGAAGGGAGGCCAUGGUUGAAGCCGAGGAGUUGCUUCAGCAGCAGUUGGGAUUACCGGAAUUCAACGGAUUGUUGGUUGUGGAGGUGGUUGGGGCAACUGGACUAAACACUCGUCGCGCCAAGGCUGGAGCCAGGCAGCUGUUGCCGUACGCUGCUGUGUGGCUGAGUGACAAGUCGGGCUCACGGAGGGGUGACAAGCUGUUCACAAAGCGCCCCGUGUGGAUUCAGCAACUGCCGCCGCUAACGGUCACGAACUCGGAGAUGGAGCUUGUCGUACAGGUUCGUUGUACUUCAGAUCGCCGGCCCUCCCGUACGGACCCCUUACUGGGCCGAGUGGCGGUACGACUGGCGGGCCUUAUGCCAGGGCUGACUCAGCAAUUGGACUUGCGACUUUAUGAGCAAGGAAAGACGCAGGGAGCCGGCGGCGGCGUCAGCGGCGGCGGCAGUGGCGUCCGCUCUGACAGUGGCGGAGGUGCUGGAAACGGCCGCUCAAGCAGAGGGAAAAAGGGCUUUAUAUGCGGCUGCUUCGGCGGCGGCGGUAGCGACGAGGAGGGGGACGUAGGCGAGGGCAGAGGACGGGGAGGGCGAGGCGGCGGCGGCAGCGGCGGCAAGCAUUCCGACGCAGCCGUUAGAGCUGCGGCGGCGGCGCCGCCGGCGCCGCCGGCGGUUGCUGGUCGUAUUGGCAGUGUCGAUCAGUUGGAUGAUGGGGACGGGGCAGGAGGCGGGCGUGUCGUGUUCGAUCCCUCCACCUCCGUCACAAUUGGCGCUCAGGACCGCCGGGAGAUGGGACUGCUCACCCUCAUGAUGAGAUAUCUACCAGAGCGCAGGGAACGUGUACGGCAUCUCCCUGCGGUUGGUGUCCGUACGGUGGGCGGAUCCGUACAGCAGCAGGGGCAAGAGCAGCAGCAGUCCGCGGCCAAUAUCACAACCACCAACAACAUCAAUAGCAACUUUUAUAACGGCAGUAACACCACCAAUAAUGCGGCCUCCGCGGCCGCCAAUAUCGAAGAUGCGGAUGCCCCCGCUGCCGGCAGUGGCGGCGGCGGCGGCGGCGGUAGCACCUCCCUGGCCGCUGUGGCGGCUGGUUUACGCGGCCAGCUGGCGGCUCUCCACGCGCCCUCCUCCUCCAGCACAAUGAGGCGGUUGAGGAAGCUUGACGAUCGGUCCGUGGACCCCCUGGCGGUGUUUGACCCCUCCCUGGACUUCCACAUCACGUUUCGGAAGCUGGCAGCCGCACUGCAGGCCCUGGCGGGUGACGUGGGGGGUCCGGGGGCGGCGGCACUGCAGGCGGUGCCUGACCCGGGUAUUCCCCUGACCGCCCUGGGCUCCCUGGGUCAGCAGCUGGAGGACUGGGGGCUGGAGGGGCCGCUGCUGGGCUCCCUGCUGCCCGCAGCCCUGGGUCAUGCGGGGCUGCCACUGCUGCUGCUGUUUGCCAAGCUGUUCAGAGUGCGGCCUGCGACACAACAGGUGGUUGGGUGGGUGGCGUUGCUGGGUGCUAAGCUAGCUGAGGGCGCUUGGCGUCCUGAUAGUCGGGAGUACCUGAGCGCUCUGAGGCGGCUGUGGGAGCCAGUGUUGGUGAUGAACAGCACUGGCCGGCUCACCUUGACGGAGACUGAGGGGCUCACCGGAGUGAAUGCCGCCUUCCUGAAGAGGGCGUGUCCGCUGCUUGGGGAUCACUACGAGGUGAUGCCGGGGGAGCAGGCGCUGAGGACUGCAGCGGAGAGAGCGGCGGAGCAGCUGGAGCAGGACCUCAGGCUGCAGGCGGCCAUCCCUGGACUUCGUUCCCUUACCCGUACGAACUGCCGUAUUCGGUACGACGCUCUGAGUGACGCUCUGGAGACGUUGUUCAUGUACCGACCUGGGAGUGACAAGGCGGCUUCUACGGCACUGUGGGGGUUGGAAGGUGCCGUGAACAGACUCCACACGACCAUGGUCAGAUCAUCCUCACCUCGCUUCCGUGCCGCCACCGCCGCCGCCGCUGGUGGUGACGGCGGCGGCGCAAGCGGCCAACAUCCCGCGUGCAGCGACGAUUCGGACGUGUCGCCGGUCUCUGCCAACAGCAGCGGCGGGAGGCAGGCGAAUCUGCGGCGCCGUUGUUGUACUUCUGGGGGCGAGGGUGGGAGCGACCCGCGGGUCGUUGGGGCUGGCAGCGCCGGCGCCAGCGGUGGCGGUGGACGGCACGGGCGGCCUGACGGCGAUGAGGAGGAAGGCAGCGAUGCCGGCGGCAGCGGCGGCGGGCCGGUGUUGUUUGAUUUUGAGGCGGCCAUGGCGGAGGCCAUGGCGGAGUGGGCGGAGCUGGGAGGCGAGGACCUAAAGCGCCAGCUCAUACGCCUCCUGGAAAGGGACCCCCUCUGGCCACCACCGCCGCCGCCGCCGCCAGCACAUGCUCCGACGAAAGGCCCCCAACCCAACGGCGCCGCCGCCGCUUAUGGGCCCCGCAAUCAGGAACCUCGUACAGGUGGCGGCGGCGUCACCUCGCCGUCGGGCCCUGCCGCCGCCGCUGCCGCUGGUGGCGGAGGCAGCGCCGGUAGUCGUACGGGUCGAGGUUUGGUUUGUAAGGCUCUUUUGGGCAGCGGUGCCGUAGAGAGCGCUGUGGAGCUGUUUAGGAUGCUGCAGGUGUAUUUGGAUGUGAGUGUGGAGAGGGCCCUGGGCGGCGGCGAUGACCGGCCCCGGAUGAUGGGUCCCGCCAUCUGCCGCUCCGUGGUGUCGUGUGUACGGAUCUAUUUGUACCACUGCAUGCGGGCGUGGGAGGAGAUCAUCCUUCUCCGGGCGCUACCCGCGGAUGGGCCCGGGAGUGCCGCCGCCGCCGCCGCCGGCAACCGCCACGGCCGUACAAUCUCUGAUCGUUUCCUGUACGCUAUCGGCGUUACCGGUGCCGCAGCCGCCGCCACCGCGGCGGCAGGGGCAUCACCGCUGCCGCCGCAUGUUGCCGUCGCCGCCGCCGGUGGUGGUGGUGGUGCCGGCAGCGGCGGCCUGUUGGGCUCGUUCGCCGUCACCCUGAACGCCGCAACGGGGCCGGAGCCGCGGUCGGGUGUUAACCCGCCGCCGCAUGGUGGGGCGAAUAGCGGUGGGCUAGCGGCGAUGGCGACGGAGAGAAGUCUGGCGGCAGCGGUGGCAGCGGCGGGUGGUCGGCCACACGCGGCGCCAGUGAUGCCUGAGUACGGCGUGAUGCCGCCGCCGUCGGGAUUGGGUGCGGCAGCGCUGGCGGUAGCGGCGGCGGCCGCGGCCGCUGGUGCUGGCGGCGCGUCGUACGUGUUUGGUAGCGCCUCUCAGCAGCAGCAGCAGCCGGCAGCAGCGGCGGCGGCGGCGGCGGCAGCGGGGCUGGUGUCCCCGGCUAAAAAAGGACACCGUCGGGCCGCCACUGCGACGGACAUCGACACGAUGACAGUGAAGAACAGCGGGCUGCCGUCCAACGCCGCCGCCGGUACGGCCACUCCCGGCGGCACGCCGACGGCCGCCGCUGCCGCCGCCGCUGCGCUGCCCGCCGCCACCGCCAUGGCUCUAGCUUCCGAACCUGGCCUACUGGCGUGCGGUCUCCUGAUCCUGACGCGGAACACCGUCGCUGCGGUGGCGGAGGGGGCGGAGGCGCUUGAGGAAACGCUGGGGCUGCUGGCGGCGCCCAAGACGGCGCCGCCACCCGCGGCACCAACGGCGGCGGCGGCGGUAUCCGCCGCCAACCGGUUCACACCUCAGAAAGGCAUCACCUCGUCGGCGCCGCCGCCAGCGGCGACGGCAGCGGCGACGGCAGCGGCGGCGGCAGCGGCUCCCGACUUCCUGACUCGGGCCAUCACGGAGUUGCGCCACGCUCUGGGUCUGGCUUCGGAGCAAUGUUUGACGUCGUACCAUUUGGCGUUACGAAGUUCGUUGUUGCGGGGUCUCGUUGCAGCGAUGGAUCCAGGGGGGACCCGACCACCCUCGCGCACGGCACUGGAGGGGCUGCUGUCUGCGCUGCACGACGAGCUGAUUCAUGUUGCGGGCGGUGUACGGCAGGUGGCAGUGGCGGGCGCUAUGGUUCACAGUGCCUGGGAGGCGGCGGAGGCGGAUGUGCUGCGGGAGGUCCUCGUGAGCCUGCAGGGCGCAGUAACCGCGUCUGGGCCCCCACCCACCCUCGGAAAUCCCCAUGACAUGUUUGGGGAAGUGGUUUCGGAGCAUCUGGUCCCCAAGGAACGAGCAGCCGCCAACAAGUCCGCUGCAUCAGCCUCUGCGGCAACAGCAGCAUCGUCUUCUACAAAGCUUGCUAAGAACGCCAACACUACCGGGGGUUCCACUGGUGGCGGCGGCGUUGGGGGUGGCGGCGGUGGCGGCCCGUCCCCCCCCUCCCGCGGCUCUCCCCCCGCCCUUCCCCCGGUGCUCCUGACGGCGGACUCCCGCGCGGCCGCUACCGCCUACCCCUCCGCCCUGCUGCAGUGCGUAGCGGCGUCCACCCAGGACCUCAGGGACAUGUACCAGGCACAGAUGAGCUGUCUUCAGAAGCUGGACGAGCCGUAUGCCGCCGACGAAGGGGGUGGGGGUGGGGGCGGCGGGGGGCUGUUGGGAGGAGCGGGGGGCGGGUGGGGGAGGGAGGGGUGUUUGUACGUCACCAGCCGGGUUUUGGGUUUCAGUACGAUGCUGGCGGGCGACCUGAAGGGUAUCACGGACAUCACCCAUCACAUCAAGCUUAAGACGGUUCGGGAGGUGGCGCGAGGAGAGGGGCCCGAUACUCUACUGGUUUUGACGCAUGGUGGUGAUCUGUACCACUUGUACGGCUUUGCUGCUGGGGAGAGGGACCGACUCUGGAGCCUUCUCAACGGAACCCCCACCGUAAGCCGUGUGCCGUACAACCACCCCGGGUUCCCGGCUUUAACCGGCGGCGGCGGCGGCACCGCCAGUCACGGCAACUCCCCGCGUCGCCGCAUGAGCUACGGCGGCGGACAGACGCCGACGGGUGGGGCCAACGGCAGCGCAGGCGGCGGCGGCGUCACACCGUCGGGUGCCGCUACACCUCCGCUGGGCCUCCCAAAACCGCCCUCCCAGCCCGCCAACUUGGCAGCGGCGCUGCUCUCCGCCUUCACGUCCUCUUCCGCAAGCGCGGUCCCUGCCGCUGCCACACCAUCGGGGGCGGCCGCCGCCGCUGCCGCCGCCGCCGGCGUCAGCAGCAAGCUACUGAAGGCGGGGGGGCCCGCUGACACAGCGGCAGUGGCAGCAGCCGCAGCCGCCACUACUGCCAGCGGAGGCGGAGGCGGCGGUGCGUCCGGUCUUGCCGCGGAGAGCGGCGCGCUACCGUUGCUGUCAACUCCUUGCCAUUUGGUGAACGUGUUGCGCAACAAGGAGGGGACACUGCACUUGUAUGCAUCGCGGCUAGAGUUUGUCUGUGUGACCGACCCAGGGGUCAGUCGCUCCAUGCCGCUGGCGGACAUCAACAAUGUCAGCCAGCGGCCUGCCGGCUGGGGAGGCGGCUCUGUGUUGGUGCUUUCCUUGGAAGGGGACAAGGCACCGAUGAUACUUGGCGGCAUUGGCGAUGCGAUGUUGGCUGCGUUGAAGCAAAGCAUUUCGGAGCUAUGCUUCGCUAACGGCUGA